CAUAAAUACUCCCUCCAUUGCCCUUCCCACUGUCACCAUUCUCUGCGCCUUCUCACACUGCAACAUUUUCCUUUCCAUUCUCAGAGCUUUAGUUUCAAGCGAGUACGGAACUCAGUUGUUGAUAAGCUGCUACCUCAAAACCAUUGACAGAAAAAGAGUUGGGUGAAGUGGAAGUUUGAUAGACACUAGUUCAAUUUGUUCUGAAUACUCCUUAAAGGUCUUACAUUGUUGCUUGCUUCACUUGAAAUUGUGGAUAGACCUGGAUCCAAUGGACUUGAAGACAAAUCUUACUCCUGUCCUUACUGAUACCACACCCUUAACAAGGUCAAGGCUUGGUGUGCCUUCAGGUUUGUCACCUUCUUACUCUUCUAAAGGGGCAACCUUUCCCCAUGGUCCCUUGCUGGCAAUUCCAAGGAAGAAGACAGGAAUUCUUGAAGAUGUUCGUUCUAACGGUUGGCUUGAUGCCAUGAAAUCAUCUUCUCCUACUCACAAUAAAGUAUCCAAGGAUGUUAGUCAUGGGAUUGGAUCAUCUGAUGCUGCUUAUAAUUCCUGGCUGCUUAAGUUUCCAUCAGCACUUGCAUCGUUUGAUCAAAUUGCAAACUGUGCUAAGGGGAAGAGAAUAGUAUUGUUUCUGGAUUAUGAUGGGACUCUUUCACCCAUUGUGGACAAUCCUGACUGCGCUUUCAUGUCAGACAAUAUGCGUGCUGCUGUUAAAAAUGUCGCAGAAUGUUUUACAACGGCAAUAAUUAGUGGAAGAAGGCGCGACAAGGUUUGUGAAUUUGUUGGAGUAAGAGAGCUCUAUUAUGCUGGUAGUCAUGGGAUGGACAUUAUUUGUCCUCGUAGACAAUCUAAUUCUGAUAAUCACCCUGAGUGCAUUAGUUCUGCUGACAAACAGGGUAUUGAAGUCAAUUUAUUCCAACCUGCUGCUGAAUUCCUCCCCAUGAUUGAAGAGGUACUUGAGUUGCUCAAGGAGUGUACAAAAGACAUUGAAGGAGCAUUAGUUGAGAACAAUAAAUUUUGUGCGUCUGUGCAUUACCGCAAUGUAGAUCAAGAGAAUUGGAGUAUUGUGGGACAACGUGUAUAUGAUGUUCUGAAGGAUUACCCACGUUUGCGUUUAACUCAUGGGCGGAAGGUUUUAGAGGUCCGGCCAGUGAUCGACUGGGAUAAGGGAAAAGCUGUCACAUUUCUACUUGAGUCACUUGGACUUAACAAUUGUGAUGACGUGCUAGCAAUAUAUGUUGGAGAUGAUAGAACAGAUGAAGAUGCAUUUAAGGCUUUGAGAGAAGUUAAUAAAGGUUGUGGCAUCUUAGUGUCCCCCGUCCCAAAAGAAACCAACGCAGUUUACUCUCUUCGUGAUCCCUCAGAGGUAAUUCUCUUGAUUUUAAUAUAGUUUGUAAUUUGUAUGUUUUUUUGUUUUUUUAACUGAAUCUGAAUCUAAUUAGAUGAACUAGUCCAUUUAAGAAAAUAAAGCACUCCCUGGCCUUACUUUUUUUAUUUUAAGAAUCUAAGUUUAGUUUAACUCAAUCCCUGAAAAACUGGUUUAUUUUAGUCUUCACUAGUCUAUGUAGGAUUUCUAACAUUCCUCUGACACUAAGAUUGCAGCGUCAAGUUUAUUGAACUAAAUAUUUGCAAGUGAUCUUAUAGAAUAAUAAUUAGGGUAGGCUCUGAAUCUGAUACUGUCUUCAAAAUGCUAGAGAUCCUACAUAAUGAUAUGUCAAAAAUAAAGUAUAUAAUAAGCUAAUUUUGUAGAGGUGAAUUUGAACAUAAUGUAAUAGUAUGCGGAUCAUUUGGUUUAUUUGAUUGUUUAUAUUGAUAUUGUUUUUUGAUGUCAUACUUUAACCAAUGUUGUAUUG
Messenger RNA from Cajanus cajan (pigeon pea), 1853 nucleotides. Lineage: Eukaryota; Viridiplantae; Streptophyta; Magnoliopsida; Fabales; Fabaceae. The record is from RefSeq and is a predicted model, not a curated record.